This is a messenger RNA of Magnolia sinica, 1675 nucleotides long. RefSeq names its product auxin transporter-like protein 1. The record is from RefSeq and is a predicted model, not a curated record. Gene Ontology annotation, cellular component: plasma membrane. The coding region runs from base 71 to 1471 and encodes 466 amino acids. The transcript is spliced from 8 exons. Lineage: Eukaryota; Viridiplantae; Streptophyta; Magnoliopsida; Magnoliales; Magnoliaceae.
CAUUCCAAGCACAGUUCCUCUCUCUCUCUCUCUCUCUCUCCCUCCAAGUUGGGUUCUUGGUGUGACAGUCAUGACUGGAGAGGAAAUGGGGAUUGGCCGUGGAGGUGAACAGAGAGGCAUGGAAGGAAGCAAUAGAGAAGAGAAAGGUAUGGAAAAGAAGGCGACGUCGUUUCAGAGAGUUUGGAAUGUUGCAAUUUGGCAUGGUGGCUCUGUUUAUGAUGCCUGGCUCAAUUCAGUUGCUGUUCAGGUUGGAUCUUUGAUCCUUACCCUACCCUACACCUUUGCUCAAAUGGGUUAUUGGUUCGGGAUUGGUUCCCAGUUUCUUUAUGGUGCGUUUGGGUGCUGGAGUGUCUAUCUUAUCACUCUAUUUCACGCCGAGGCUUCACGAAGGACCAGAGCCACUGGUGCCAUACAUGAAAAACAUGUUCUUCAGUACCAUGAGGUGAUCAGCAUAGUAGCUGGAAAGACGCUCGGUAAUUUGGUUCUUGCAUUCAACAUGACUGCUCUGAUCUUUGUGUGUGUUUUGCAACUCAUAGCAUGUUCCAGCCAUGUCUACUACAUGAACUCAAGCUGGAACAAGCGGCAGUGGCUGUAUUUGUUUGGAGCUCUUGCAAUUCCAACAGUCCUGUUGCCUUCCGUUCACAAUUUUCGUGUUGCUUCAUUUCUGGGCAUUGCGACAACCAGCAUUACUUCAGCCUAUAUGGUGGUAGCUGCUAUUCAGCAUGGUCAGAUCGCAAAUGUGAAGCAUCAAGGACCCAAAAACAUGGUGGAUUUCUUUACUGGAGCCACCAACAUUCUUUUCACGUUCGGAAGCCAAAUCGCCAUUGAAUUAAUGGAGGCCAUGUGGAAGCCUAACAAAUACAAGUAUGUAUAUAUAUGUACGGUGUUGUACACCUACUUAUUAACUAUACCGAAUUCUGUUGCGGUUUACUGGGCAUAUGGAGACAUCCUACUACACCGAUCGAAUGCAUUCGGUGUUUUGCCCCCCUCAAAGACAAAAAAUGUAUGCAUAAUUGCCAUGAUUUUGCAUCAGUAUGUAGCAUUUCUGCUGAAUGCAAACCCAUUAUUUCUGGCAUGGGAAAAAGUCGUUGGAGUUCACACUAGCAGGAGAUUUAUGCUUAGAGCAUUGGUGAGAGUGCCGGUUGUGCUUGUUAUCUGGUUUUUCGCAUUGGCAAUUCCAUUUUUUGGACCAAUAAACUCCAUCAUGGGUGCAUUCCUUGUUUCCUUCUCGGUCUACAUUAUUCCAGGUGUUGCUUUUAUGAAAGCUUAUUCAAAGAAGCAAUUAGAAACUGCCGAAGACGAGAUCGCAAAAUGUGGACCGUUGAUGUACUGGAUAAGUGCCAUUAUAGCAACAUGGGCAUUUGUUUUUGGAUUCGGUUUCGGAGGAUGGGCGAGUGGGACAAACUUCAUUAGGCAAAUACAAUCAUUUGGGUUUUUUGACAAAUGUUACCAGUGCCCAUCAAAGCAUUGAAUAUAGUUUUCUCUACUGUUUGGCAUCUUCAGCAACAACUCUAGCAAUGUUCUUCAAAAACACCAGUGACUAUCUUUCCAUCUUGUAAGUUAAGCUUGUUCAUUUGUUCCUACUUCGUUGUAAGGUGAAAUGGUAAAAAAUAGAGUUUUGGGUAUCCAAACAUGGAUUUCCCAUAUUCAAUACUAUAAUUGAGAGGACCUGACC